CACUCUAUAACAUCCUUUCGUAAGGAACCCAAAAAAAAUAAAUAAAUAAACUUGACAGAAAAACUAACGAGAGAGACAGAGAGAGAGAGAGGUGUUAGUUAAUCAACGUUGGUUGUUUGGGUUGGUUAAUGGAAACCAUGGCGAGAGGACUAUGGAUCUGUGUGUGUUUUAUGUUCCUUAUCCACAUUUCUACUUGUUUUUACCUUCCUGGUGUUGCACCCGAAGAUUUCCACAAGGGAGAGUUGUUGAGGGUGAAAGUGAACAAAUUGUCUUCUACAAAAACACAACUUCCUUACUCUUACUAUUCUCUGCCUUAUUGUCGUCCAGAUCACAUUGUUGACAGUGCUGAGAAUCUUGGGGAAGUUCUUCGUGGUGACCGUAUUGAGAACUCCCCUUACAUGUUUAAAAUGCGAGAGCCACAAAUGUGCAAUGUUGUUUGUCGUCUAAUUCUUAAUGCGAAAACAACUAAAGAGUUCAAGGAUAAGAUAGAUGAUGAAUAUCGGGUGAACAUGAUUCUAGACAAUCUUCCUUUGGUUGUACCCCUUCGACGACCUGAUCAGGAAUCUUCUUUAGUGUAUUUGCAUGGCUUCUUAGUUGGUCUUAAAGGACAAUAUGCUGGAAACAAGGAUGAAAAGCACUUUAUCCAUAACCACUUAACUUUUGUGGUAAAGUAUCACCGAGAUCAUAUAACAGAGUUGUCAAGGAUUGUAGGCUUUGAGGUUAAACCUUUCAGUGUUAAGCAUGAAUAUGAAGGUGAUUGGGAUGAGAACACCCGCUUAACCACUUGCGUUCCUCAUGCUAAAAAGACAAUCUCAGGCUCCGAAGCUCCUCAAGAGGUUGAAGAUAAGAAGGAAAUUAUUUUCACCUAUGAUGUUGAGUUCCAGGAAAGUGAUGUAAAGUGGGCAUCUCGUUGGGAUUCCUAUCUUUUAAUGGCAGAUGAUCAAAUUCACUGGUUUUCAAUUAUUAAUUCUUUAAUGAUUGUACUUUUCCUAUCUGGUAUGGUGGCUAUGAUAAUGUUAAGGACACUUUACCGCGAUAUCUCAAAGUAUAAUCAAUUGGAGACACAAGAGGAAGCGCAGGAAGAGACGGGGUGGAAACUUGUCCAUGGUGAUGUUUUUAGGCCUCCUUCAAACUCAGAUUUAUUGUGUGUAUAUGUUGGAACAGGUGUUCAGUUUUUUGGAAUGGUUCUUGUCACUAUGAUAUUUGCUGCACUUGGAUUUCUGUCUCCCUCAAAUAGAGGGGGGUUAAUGACUGCUAUGCUUUUUCUCUGGGCUCUUAUGGGGCUAUCUGGUGGAUAUUCAUCAGCGCGUCUUUACAAGAUGUUCAAGGGAACAGAAUGGAAAAGAAUCACUCUCAAAACAGCUUUUAUGUUUCCUUCUACUGUGUUUGCAAUAUUCUUUGUUCUUAAUGCUCUUAUUUGGGGACAAAGGUCUUCAGGGGCAGUUCCAUUUGGUACAAUGUUUGCUCUUGUUUUCUUAUGGUUUGGCAUCUCAGUUCCACUUGUAUUUCUUGGUGGUCACAUAGGUUUUAAAAAGCCUGGGAUUGAGGAUCCUGUGAAGACAAAUAAGAUUGCAAGGGAAAUCCCAGAGCAGGCUUGGUACAUGAACUCAGUCUUCUCUAUUCUAAUUGGAGGCAUACUCCCUUUUGGUGCUGUCUUCAUUGAGCUUUUCUUUAUUCUCACAUCAAUCUGGUUGCAUCAAUUUUACUAUAUAUUUGGUUUUCUGUUCAUCGUGUUCCUCAUCCUUCUUGUUACUUGCGCCGAGAUCACAAUAGUUCUUUGUUACUUCCAACUUUCUAGCGAGGACUACCUCUGGUGGUGGAGGUCAUAUCUCACUUCAGGUUCCUCUGCACUUUAUCUUUUCCUAUAUGCUGUAUUUUAUUUCUUCACAAAGCUUGAGAUCACAAAACCAGUAUCUGGAGUCUUGUAUUUUGGUUACAUGUUGCUUCUUUCGUACGGUUUCUUCGUGGUGACUGGUACAAUUGGUUUCUAUGCAUGCUUUUGGUUCACCAGGCUAAUUUAUUCUUCUCUGAAAAUUGAUUGAACCAUGACUUGUGGAGGUUUAAAUUAUAGAAUGGGGAAUCGUUGGGAACCUUCGUAUAAUCCUUUGUUCCAACAUAACAUACAAAAUUUUUGGUAUCACCAAUAUAGGUUGUUUUGCAGUUCUAA
This is a messenger RNA of Cicer arietinum (chickpea), 2167 nucleotides long. RefSeq names its product transmembrane 9 superfamily member 10-like. The record is from RefSeq and is a predicted model, not a curated record. Lineage: Eukaryota; Viridiplantae; Streptophyta; Magnoliopsida; Fabales; Fabaceae. Gene Ontology annotation, biological process: protein localization to membrane. Gene Ontology annotation, cellular component: membrane.